AUGAGUAUACUGGCAGUCAUCAAGCAGAAUCGCAUCACGGAAAUUGCGACAGAGAAUGAUCUUCCUAUUAUUGCACUUGUGCAGUCAGCCGGCGUCUUCCUCCCCCAACAGUUUCGAGUAUUCCACGCAGGCGGACGGAUCUUUCGCGAUCUCGCUGUUCGUACGCAACAAGGCAAGCCCACAUGCGCCGUUGUCUUCGGCUCUUCGACGGCUGGCGGUGCAUAUCAUCCUGCACUAUCCGACUACACGAUCUUUGUGGAAGAUCAAGCACAAGUGUUCCUAGGCGGUCCGCCGCUGGUAAAGAUGGCGACAGGAGAGGUGGUCACAGCGGAAGAGCUUGGUGGCGCGAAGGUGCAUGCGACGGUCACAGGAUUGGCAGAUCAGAUUGCUGUGGAUGAGUAA
This is a messenger RNA of Alternaria postmessia, 402 nucleotides long. RefSeq lists its product as uncharacterized. The transcript is spliced from 3 exons. The record is from RefSeq and is a predicted model, not a curated record. Bases 1 to 402 code for a protein of 133 amino acids. NCBI's taxonomy places the organism in Eukaryota, Fungi, Ascomycota, Dothideomycetes, Pleosporales, Pleosporaceae.